This is a messenger RNA of Monoraphidium neglectum, 2370 nucleotides long. RefSeq lists its product as hypothetical. Gene Ontology annotation, biological process: SCF complex assembly; protein ubiquitination. The record is from RefSeq and is a predicted model, not a curated record. Gene Ontology annotation, cellular component: nucleus. The coding region runs from base 1 to 2370 and encodes 789 amino acids. The transcript has 19 exons. Lineage: Eukaryota; Viridiplantae; Chlorophyta; Chlorophyceae; Sphaeropleales; Selenastraceae.
AUGACCACAAUUAGCGCAAUCGUUGGUGGUGACCCCAAGCUGCUGGCGCCCCACCUCAAGGCCCUGGGGGGCGGCCUGUUCGGCUGCGUAGGGGAGAGGUACUACAAGGUCACGGCGGAGGCGCUGCGCGCGUGCGAGGCACUGGUGCGGUGCCUGCGGCCCAGCCCGCCUGCCCCGGUGGAGCCGGCGGCGGCGGAGCUGGUGGCGCCGCUGCUGGCCGCGGUGUCGGGCCGCCUGGCUGCGCAGGACCAGGACCAGGAGGUCAAGGAGGCGGCGGUGCUGUGCGUGGCGCGCAUACUGGCAGACCUGGGGGACCAGGCGGGGGUGGAGGAGCAGGUGGAGCCCAUCCUGCGCGCACUGCUGGACCGCCUGCGCAACGAGACCACGCGCCUACCGGCCGUCAAGGCCGUCGCCGCCGUCGCGGCCAGCCCGCUGCCGCUGCCGGCGCUGGCGGGGCCCGUGGCGGCCGGCUUUGUGGCGGAGCUCACUUCGUUCCUGCGGAAGAGCAACAGGGCGCUCCGCGCCGCGUCCCUCGCUGCCCUGGACGCCCUCUGUGCGCGGCCCAAGCUGCAGCUCGAUCCCGGCUCGUUCGGCCCUGCGGUGGCAGAGGCGCCGGCGCUGCUGUCCGACGGCGACCUGUCUCUGGCGGCGGAGGCCCUCGGGCUCUACGCCACAGUGGCCUCCUGCCAGGCCGGAGCGGCUGCUGGGCUCGCCGACCAGGUGCUGCCCCCGGCCCUGGAGCUCGUCCGCUCCCCGCUGCUGCAGGGCGCCGCCCUCACGCGCCUCCAGGCCUUCUUUGCAGCCCUCGCCGCCGCCAGCUUCGCCGGCGCGGGCCCGGGCGCCGCGGCGCGCGAGAGCCUCAUCGCGGCGCUCCUGCAGGACGGCGCGGCGGCGCGCGACGCGGGGCCGCAGGCGCAGGCGUCGGUGGCGCAGUGCGCGGCGGCGCUGGCGUGCUGCGACGAGGAGAGGGAGGGGGCGCUGCCGGCGGCGGUGGUCAAGACGGUCAAGCAGCUGCUCCAACUGGCGGCCUCGAAGGACCCCGCCUCCCAGCGCCUGGCGCUGCUCACCCUGGGGGAGACGGGCCGCCGCGUCGACCUGGCGGGCGCCAUCCCCGAGGCAGAGGCCGCCGUGAUGCGGGCCCUGGAGAGCGGCGGCGAGGACGCGCGCGGCGCGGCCAGCGUGGCGCUCGGGGGCCUCGCGUGCGGCGAUCUCGGGAGGUCCCUGCCCAAGCUCUGCUCUCUCAUAGAGGCCGCCUCAGGGGAGCCCGCCCGCCAGUACCUCCUCCUGCAGGCCUUGAAAGGGGUCCUCACAACUCUGGUGGCCAGGGAGGCGCAGGAGCAGCAGCAACAGCAGCAGCAGCACUCAGCAAGCAGCGGCGGCGCUCCAGCGCCCGUGCCAGCGCUCUCAGAGGGUAAGGUGCAGGAGCUGCUGGCGCUGCUGCUGCGCUGCGCAGGGGGGGAGGAGGAGUGCGCCACGGCGGUGGCGGAGUGCUUGGGGGAGCUCGCGCUGCUGGCGCCAGACCAGGUCAUCGGGGCCCUGGCGGACGCCCUGCCCUCAUCCGGCAGCCCAGUGCGCUCUGCAGCAGCGGGGGCCGUCAAGAGCAUCAUGUCGCCACAGGCGGAGGAGGGCCGCAGCGUGCGCUCCGCGCUGGCGGUGGAGUCGGCGCUCAGUGGCCGCCUGCUGGACUUCCUGCGGCUCAUCGGGGACGACGACAGGCACGUGCGCAAGGCGGCGGUGCUCGCGCUCAGCUCGGUGUCCCACCACCGGCCGCGCCUCGUAUCCCCCCACCUUCCAGCGCUGCUGCCUGUGCUCUACGCCCAGACCGCCGUGCGGGCGGAGCUCAUUCGCACCGUGGACCUCGGCCCGUUCAAGCACAAGAUCGACGACGGCCUGGACCUGCGGAAGGCGGCUUUUGAGUGCCUCGACAUCCUGCUGGACGCGGCGCCAGGCUCCCUGGACUACCCCGAGUUCCUCAAGUGCCUGCUGUCUGGACUGGCAGACCACCCGGACGUCAGGGCCCCCGCGCACCACAUGCUGGCCCGCACGGCCGCGGUCGCGCCCGGCGCCGUGCUCGCGCAGCUGGACUCGCUGGUGGAGCCGCUGGAGAAGACGCUCACCGCGCGGCUCAAGUCGGACGCGGUGAAGCAGGAGAUGGACCGCCACGAGGAGUCCCUCCGCUCCUGCCUGCGCGCCGUGGACGCCCUCGACCGCCUCGCCGGCUCCUCCGCCGCCCCCCGCUGGGUCGCCUUCAUGCAGCGCACCGCCGGCUCCGCCGCGCUGCGCGACAAGCUGGCCGCGGUGCGGGCCGAGAGGGAGGAGGCGGAGUCAAAGGGCGCGGCUGGGCGCGGCUCGCGGGUGGAGGCGGCGUGA